This is a messenger RNA of Hemiscyllium ocellatum (epaulette shark), 3357 nucleotides long. Its product is annotated as toll-like receptor 13. NCBI's taxonomy places the organism in Eukaryota, Metazoa, Chordata, Chondrichthyes, Orectolobiformes, Hemiscylliidae. The transcript has a single exon. Gene Ontology annotation, cellular component: membrane. The coding region runs from base 1 to 2841 and encodes 946 amino acids. Gene Ontology annotation, biological process: toll-like receptor signaling pathway; inflammatory response; immune response. Gene Ontology annotation, molecular function: transmembrane signaling receptor activity; protein binding. The record is from RefSeq and is a predicted model, not a curated record.
AUGGCGUGUCUGCGUGUCGACUGGCCGCCGCUGCUCUGUGCCCUGGCCUGCAUUGCGCUGGCGCCCGUGGCCCCCGGCUACAGCUUCCGGAACUGCAUCCAGAGCGCCAGCCACAACGGCUCCUUCCAGUGCGUGCACCGGUUCCUGACGCGGCUCUCCGGCGCCGUCGCGGACCUGCCGCCCGGCGCCCGCCACCUCAACCUCUCCCACAACCUGCUGAGCCGGCUGCCAGCGGGCGGCUUCGGCGCGGUGCCGGGCCUGCUCAGCCUGCGGCUGGACUACAACCGGAUCGGCCGGCUGGAAGCCGGGGCCUUCGGUAAUCUCAGCCAGCUGACGGUCCUCAACCUCUCCUACAACGGCAUCGCCUGGCUGGGGCCGACGGACCUCCUCGGGUUGGUGAGCCUGUGCCAGCUGCUGGUGGACCACAACCGCCUGGCCACCGUCCAGCCCGACGCCUUCGCCAUGCCCAGGGGCCUGCAGACCCUCGACCUGAGCUUCAACCAGCUGGCGAACUUCUCCAGGGUGGCCGCCUCCAUCGCUGCCCUCUGCCAGUUGACCCACCUGGACCUGAGCGCCAACCGCCUGCGCUCCCUCCGGCCCUCCGGCCCUCUGCCGCCCUCCCUGCGGUUCCUCUCCCUCCGCAACAACUCGCUCCGGGCCCUGGACGGCCCACCGGGUUUCCUGGACCGCGACCUCACCCUGGACCUGUCCAACAACAACAUCUCCCGGCUCUCCGGCGUCGGCCUGAGGAAGGUGGCCUGGCUGGUGGUCAGGAACAACCCCCUGGACGUCUCGGAGCUGCUCCGAGCCGGGAACGUGGACCCCCAGCGGGUCGAAUACUCCGGGUUAGGGCUCGGCAGCCGCUCGGAGCUGACCGCACUGUGCCGUCACCUCGGUAACGGGACGAUGGAGCGCCUGCUCUUGCAGAGUAAUCGGAUUUCCUCCUCCGCCCUCCCGUCCCUGAGGGGCUGCCCAGCGGCCAAGGCCUGGGAUCUGUCGCACAACUCCCUGACGACGGAUGACUGCCUGGAAUUCGUAACCCGGAGGGAGCGAGUCACCUCUUUCCUCUUGGAGCACAACAGGAUUCAGAAGCUGUCCCCCUGCUGCGGCGAGAGGGUGGGCCCUUUCCCCAAACUGGCCUACCUGUCUUACCGCUACAACCGGAUCUUGGCUGUGCCCGCCCGCGCCUUCUCUCACGCCCCCGACGCCAGGAGCCUCCUGCUCAACAUCAACAACAUCGCCGUCAUCAACGGGACAGCCUUCGCUGGGCUCGGCCAACUGCUGACCCUCCGACUGGACAACAACCUCAUCACCGACCUCUACCAGGAGACCUUCGGCGGGCUGACCCGGCUCCGCACCCUCAACCUGAGGAACAACCGGGUCGCCAUCCUCUUCCCCAACGUCUUCGCCAGCCUCAGCAGCUUGGCCACCCUGGACCUGGGCGGCAACAGGCUCCGGAGUCUCACCGGCCUGUCCUUCGGCGGCCUCCACAACCUGACCGAGCUCUACCUGGACAGGAACAGCAUCACCCACAUCAGCGGGGAGGUCUUCAGUCACCUCCCGUCGCUGAGGGUGCUGGACCUGGCCAAGAACUGGAUCCGCUACAACAGCGGCCUAGCCACAAGGGCUCCCUUCGUCCACCUGGGCAGGCUUGGCGUCCUCAAACUGCAGGCCCAGCAGCCCUACGGCAUCAACAUCAUCCCCCCGGGCUUCUUCAGGGGUCUCAGCUCCCUCCGGGGCCUGUACCUGGGAGGGAACAAGAUGUCACUCUCCUCCAGCCGCAUGUUCCAGGGCCUGGUCAACUUGCGGGUCCUCUCCAUGCCCGACACCUGCAACGGGGUCCACAGCCUGGACCCGGGCGUCUUCCAGAACCUGGGCCGCCUGGAGAGGCUGGAUCUCGAGAACGUCGGCCUCCGCUUCCUGUCGGUCGAGAUCUUCGGCGGCCUCGCCAACCUCAGGAGCUUGGCGCUGGGCAAGAACGCCAUCCAGACGGUCAACAGCAGCGUGCUGGAGCACCUGCCCUCCCUGAGCUACCUGGACCUGAGGAAGAAUCCGCUCCCUUGCGUCUGCAGCAACGGCUGGUUCCAGAACUGGUCCCUGUCUAACCCCAGGGUACAGGUCGUCUAUUUUUACAACCAGACCUGUGCCAACCAGCAGCACGAAUACCUGUACAAGUUCGACACGCGGGUCUGCUACUUGGACGUCGGACAGCUCAUGUUCGAAAUAAUCUUGCCAGUCUUGCUCCUGUUCACGUUUACCCCUGUCGUCUAUGCCAAAGGGUACUGGCACAUUAAGUACGGACUGUACAUUUUACGCUCCUGGCUGAACGACUACAGGGGGAGGGAAGAGAGUCAACAGUCCUACAGAUACGACGCGUUCAUCUCCUACAAUUCCAACGACGAAGGGUGGGUCCUGCAGGAGUUGGUCCCCAACCUGGAAGACGACGGCCCUCAGUGCUUUAAACUCUGCCUCCACCACCGAGACUUUGAACUGGGCAAGUACAUCAUCGACAACAUCGUGGAGAGCAUCUACCAGAGCAGGAAGACCGUCUGCGUCAUGAGCCGCAGCUACCUGGAGAGCGAGUGGUGCUCCAUGGAGCUCGAGCUGGCCAGCUACAGGCUCUUCCACGAGCUCAAGGACGUCGUGGUCCUGCUCUUCCUGGAGAAGAUUCCGGAAGCCGAGCUCUCCACCUACCACAAGAUGCGGAAGGUGAUGAGGGAGAAGACUUACAUCCAGUGGCCGACGGACGCUGAGGCACAGAAACUCUUUUGGGUCAAAGUGAGGGCAGCCAUCAAAGGGUCCAGUCGAGUCAAAGACAGGGACGCUGAGCUGGACAGUUAAAGCUCAAUCCUGUCAGGACCUGUGCUCUGCCCUGUCACCCUCUCCCCCCAGUGACCCUCACCACACGGCCUCCCCUCGCCAUCACUUCUCAAUAUUGUUGCAUUUCCGUCCAACCUUCCAAGUGUUAGCCCUUUCGUCCGUCGUCCCUCCCGCUCCCCGGACGUUGACUGAGUGGCCAGAGCCACACCUUUUGACCUCCGGGCACCUGCAGGCCUCACUUCCUCCCCAACUGACCCCACGGGCCCAGACAGGGGAGCGAGGUGAUCAUCCCGUUUCCCCUUCCGGCCGGUCGGAGGCAGAGACCACGCUGGAGGAACUCAGCAGGUCCUGGCAGCAUUGGUGAAGAGGGAAGCAGAGUUAACGGGAAUGACUCCUCUUCAAUGACUGCUUUCUGCGUCCUGACCCUGAUCAUACAGGCUGACGUUCUGAAGACCAGUCAGACCAGACUCGAAACGUUAACCCUGCCUCUCUCUCUCUCUCUCUCUCUCCACCAAUGCUGACAGAACUGCUGAGUUU